This is a messenger RNA of Prorocentrum cordatum, 1746 nucleotides long. NCBI's taxonomy places the organism in Eukaryota, Dinophyceae, Prorocentrales, Prorocentraceae. The record is from the annotation of a GenBank genome assembly.
GACUACGCGACGGAGGACGGCGCCCAGAUACUACUGCGAUUCCUCGAAGAGCAGCGUUUCGCCAAGAGUAGCUUCAGGGAGCUGCCGAAGGUUUUCGACGCUUUCUUCGACCAGACUCACUUCGAUAAGAAGGGCGGAGAGCCGAUGGCGGCGUUCUGUACGGCGAUGGAGGUGGCGAGGCGCAAUCUCGAGGAAGUUGGCCCAGACAAGAAGAUCAGAGCGAACGAACUAGGGUACCACACGCUGAAAAGAAGCGGACUGGACAAAGACGAGCGCAAUCUAGUGAUAGCACGUGCAGAUGAGACUUUCAACUUCCAGAAAAUUAGCACGACGCUGAAAGACUCCUUCCCACGAGGCGGAGGUCGGCACCGGGAUCGACAGGGAUCGAGAACGAGCUGGCGAUGGGCGAACUACAACGACGGCGAGCGCGACCCGGAGGACGACGACAAGAACGUCGAGCACGACGGUUACUGGGUCCAGGACGACGACGGCUACUGGUACGAGUGGGACGAAGGGCACGGUGACUACGCGUUCGCGGAGGACGGCGACGACAGCUGGGACAGCAGCGACAUGUUCUACAUCGAGGACGACACCGACGUCUACUCCGCGAGCGAGGACGAAGAGUGCCAGCAGGCCCUCGUCAUGCUGCGCGAGAGCAGGCUGAAGAUGAACAAGACCCGGGCGGCUCGAGGCUUCUUCAAGGGAAGAAUCGAUGGAGUGGUGGACGAGAGCGCGGCGGCCGGCGGCAAGGCAGCUGGGGAAGGAGGCAAAGGCGGCAAGGGCAAGGACGGUGGCAAAGGCAAGUCCAAGGACGAGAGGCCGGCGGGCAAGGGCUUCAAGGGCCGCGGCGAGACCUCGAAGGCCCAGUCCCGUCCACGACGUCUGGGUUUCUGGGCGAUGACCACACUGGCGCGCGUCAUGCCAGACAUGUUCCACCAGAAGGACGCCCAGGACCCGGAGCUAGCGACGGAGAAGUUCCAGGAGCCAGCCGAGCACGACAUCAUGAUGGUCAACAUGCAGAGCGACCCGAUCCUACCGGAAGUGCCAGAAGUGGACGCGAUGAUCUCGAGCACGAUCGUGCCAGCUACCCUGGUGGACAGCGGCGCCUCCGUAGCGGUGGCAGGGCGCGGCUGGCUGGGUAAGAUCGCCACGGAGCUCGAGAAGUACGGUCUGAGGCCCAUCAUCGUCGAGGCGAGCCAGAAGUUCAAGGGAGCGAAGCAGAAGUGGAUCGGGAUCCCGAUCGGCAUUGGCAAGAGGCAUGUCCUGCAGGAGUAUUUCGAGAUCCCCGGUGACAUGAUUGGCUUGACGAGGAAGAAAAACCUGGCGGACUGGAAGACGAACCUCUACCUGUGCGAGGACGGCCAGUGGGCCGACUUCCAGGUGCUCGGGGUAUACGACAAGGAGCUCGUGAAGCUUCCCGGCGGCCACGCGGGCAUCGACAUCUUCGACUGCGACCUGGAGUCGUACGAGGAGGAGCCCCUCUUCGAGAAGUUCCGCACCAACGUCGAGAAAGUCGAGCCGGAGGUUUUCCCGGUCGCGGAGACGCUGCAGGUGUCCAAGCCCGACUUCAGGGUCAAGGGCGACUCCGAUCGGUGGGCCCAGGAUGCAACGAGAAACGGCAACAAGGGGAUCUGGAAUAUGGGUACGCCCAAGCGAUUCGACAAACUCAUGAAGGAGUAUGCGGUUAUAUUCGAUUUGCUGCGCGACAGCAACGAGACGUUUCUCUGGGAGUUGUUCGCGAAGGAG